Micropterus dolomieu (smallmouth bass) is the source of this 5836-nucleotide messenger RNA. RefSeq names its product Ecm29 proteasome adaptor and scaffold (gene ecpas). The transcript is spliced from 45 exons. NCBI's taxonomy places the organism in Eukaryota, Metazoa, Chordata, Actinopteri, Centrarchiformes, Centrarchidae. Gene Ontology annotation, cellular component: nucleus; cytoplasm. The coding region runs from base 133 to 5043 and encodes 1636 amino acids. Gene Ontology annotation, molecular function: molecular adaptor activity. The record is from RefSeq and is a predicted model, not a curated record. Gene Ontology annotation, biological process: proteasome assembly.
CAAUAUACAAUUUUAACACCUGUUUGGGCCCUUGAUGUAGUUUGUGAUGAUUAAGCAAUUGUUGAGGAGUGGCUUUUGUGCCUGCAGUGACACUCAGUAAACUGGGAGGGUCGCUAAUGACUUUCUGCAAACAUGGCUGCCCAGGAUGAACUCAAUCAACUGGAACGUGUGUUCCUUCGCCUGGGCCAUGCAGAAACCGAUGAACAGCUACAGGACAUUAUCUCCAAGUUCCUACCCCCUGUGCUCCUCAAACUCUCCAGCGUUCAGGAGGGUGUGCGAAAGAAAGUCAUGGAGUUACUUGUCCACCUGAACAAGAGGAUCAAAAGUCGACCUAAGAUUCAGCUGCCAGUAGAAACUUUGCUGGUACAGUACCAAGAUCCUGCAGCUGCCUCCUUUGUCACGAAUUUCACCAUCAUCUACAUCAAAAUGGGCUAUCCACGUCUGGAGGUGGGAAAACAGUGCGAGUUGGCCCCCACUCUCCUCACUGCCAUGGAAGGCAAGCCACAGCCACAGCAGGACAGCCUGAUGCACCUGCUGAUCCCUACUCUUUACCAUAUGAAGUAUCCUGCAGACAUAUCCAAGAAUGCGUCUCCAUUUAACUUAACUGAGAGGCCAAAGACAGUGCAGCUGCUGCUGGAGUUCAUGUUAGAUGUUUUACUGAUGCCUUAUGGGUUUGUGUUGAACGAGUCCCCGACGCGCCCUGCUCCCUCCUCCUCCCAGGGAGGUUCUGCAGACGGGACAGUGGCUGCAGGUGGCCAGAUACUCCCCCAGCCUCCCCCAGGAAUGAGUGUCUAUGCUGCCAAGAGGGUGAUUGGAGAGGCUCAGUGGAGCGCUGAGCAGCUAGAGCAGUGUAAACUAGGCAUAGUGAAGUUCAUUGAGGCAAAGCAAGUCCCAGAGGUGGAGACGGUGGUGCACCUGGUGGUGGCGUCAAGCGACACUCGUCACAGUGUGGCCACUGCAGCUGAUCUGGAGCUGAAGAGCAAACAGAGCAUCAUCGAUUGGAACAAUCCUCUGAUUAUCAACAAGAUGUACAAGGUGUAUCUGGGAGACGUUCCUCUUAAGACAAAGGGCGGCAAUAUGAAGCAAGAGCUGAAACACGAGCCAGUAAGCACAAGAGUCAAAAUGAAGAUUCUGCCACAUCUUCUACGGUCACGCCUAGCCGCAGAGUGCUUUCCAGCUAAUAUCCAGGUUGUGUACGAUGGUCUGUUUGGAACCAACACCAACAACAAACUGCUGUCUCUCACCUUACAGUUUGUCCAUCACAUUUGCAUGGUAUGUCCUGACACUAAUAAACCGUUGGGCCUAAUGCUGCUUAAUGGCCUUACCAAGCUCAUCAAUGAAUACAAGGAGGAUCCUAAGUUGCUAUGUGUUGCCUACUCUGCUGUUGGAAAGCUGUCAAGCCGCAUGCCACAGCUGUUCACAAAGGAUAUAGCACUCGUACAGCAGUUUUUUGAGUCCAUGUGCAAGGAGGAGCCGGAUGUCCGUCUUGCCAUCCAGGAAGCUUUGUCUAUGAUGGUUGGAGCUUAUGCCAACCUACAGGGGGCACUGCUGAACCUGAUGGAGGCCCUGGUGGCUGCAUACAUUGGAAAGCCGGAAGUGCAAGUUCGGCAGGUGGCCAUGAAGUUUGCCAGCACGGUGUUUGGUCCUGAUCACGUGCCAUCAAGAUAUCUACUGCUACUGGCAGCUGGAGACCCGAGGGAGGAGGUGUCUGCGGAAGCCCAGAAGGUGCUAAGAGUUUUUCCUACCAAGAGCUCAGAGAAGGAGGGACCAAAGCCAAUGCCCUCCUUUCCUGACAUGGUGGCCUAUGUCCAGGAGAAGGCUGCUCAGAGGAUCAAGACUCCAGCUAAGUACAUUGUUGGAACCUCCACUAUUCCUUUCAACCCAUCCGCGUUUGGGGAGGUAAAUAUUAAUUGUCACUGGAACAGAGAUACAUGGGGGGAGAGAUGGAAAGAAGCGGAGAACGCUGACGUGUUUGCAGCAGAGAUCUGUGGCUCAUAUUGUCCUUUUAACUUAAUUAUCUUGUUUGUGUCUGUCUGUCUGUCCAUGUACGUGGUCCAGAUGAAGGAGCGAUCAAUCCAGACCUUGGGUUACCUACCAGUGGGAGAUGGAGACUUCCCUCACCAGAAGAAGCUGCUGCAGGGUCUCAUGGACUCUGUAGAGGCCAAGCAGGUGGAGCUGCAGUUUACAGUUGGAGAGGCUAUAACCAGCGCCGCAAUAGGCACCAGCUCUGGUGCUGCCAGAGACCCAUGGACCUGCACUGAGGACCAGUACAGUCCGCCACACAAUGUGAAAAACAACGAUGUGGUUCCUUGGGUCCUCAACUCCAUCUUGUCCAGGUAUAUACCCAGCCAGAACCCCCAUGUCCGACAGGCAGCCUGCAUAUGGCUGCUGUCCCUGGUCAAGAAACUCAGCCAACACAAGGAAAUCACGUCCCAUUUGAAGGAGAUUCAGGUGGCGUUUAUCUCUGUUCUCUCAGACCCUGAUGAUUUGAGUCAGGAUGUGGCAUCUAAAGGCCUGGGCCUUGUCUAUGAGAUGGGAGGAGAGGGUGACCAGCAGCAACUUGUGUCCACUCUGGUGGAAACACUCAUGACUGGAAAAAGAGUGAAACAUGCUGUUUCAGAAGAUACCGAGGUGUUCCAAGGAGAAGGUUUGGGGAAAACACCUGAUGGUCACGGCCUGACCACAUACAAGGAGCUCUGCUCAUUGGCCAGCGACCUGAACCAACCAGAUCUCGUCUACAAGUUCAUGAACCUGGCCAAUCAUCAUGCCAUGUGGAACUCGCGCAAGGGAGCAGCUUUUGGUUUCCACAUGAUCGCAGCCAAAGCCGGGGAGCAGCUGGCUCCAUUCCUGCCCCAGCUUGUGCCCCGUCUGUACCGCUACCAGUUCGACCCCAACCUGAGCAUUCGCCAGGCCAUGACCAGCAUUUGGGAUGCCUUGGUCACGGAUAAGACCCUGGUGGAUAAGUAUCUUAACGAGAUCCUGCAGGAUGUAAUUUCCAACUUGACCAGUAACACCUGGAGAGUGCGCGAGUCCAGCUGCCUGGCUCUAAGUGACCUGAUUCGCGGCCGCCAAGCUGAUGACCUCAUUGAUCACCUGGCAGAAAUUUGGGAGACACUGUUCAGAGUCCUUGAUGACAUCAAGGAAUCUGUGAGGAAAGCUGCUGACCUAACACUGAAGACACUGAGUAAGGUGUGUACUCGUAUGUGUGAGUCUACAGGCUCUGCAGCCCAGAGAACUGUGGCGGUCCUGUUACCUACCCUGCUGGAAAAAGGCAUCGUUAGCAAUGUCUCAGAGGUCCGCUCACUAAGUAUCCAGACCCUGGUGAAGAUUAGCAAGACAGCCGGUGCCCGACUAAAGCCUCAUGCUUCCAGGUUGAUCCCGGCCCUGCUGGAGGCCCUCAGCACCCUGGAGCCACAGGUCCUCAACUACCUCAGUCUCAGAGCCACAGAGCAGGAAAAGAGUGCCAUGGAUGCUGCCAGGCUGAGCGCUGCCAAGUCCUCUCCAAUGAUGGAGACCAUUAACAUGUGUUUGCAGCACCUCGAUGUUUCUGUGCUAGGAGAGCUGGUUCCCAGGCUCUGUGAGCUGCUCAAGAGUGGAGUAGGCUUGGGCACCAAGGGUGGCUGCGCUAGUGUAAUUGUUUCACUCACAGUGCAGUGCCCCCAGGAUCUCACCCCAUACUCAGGUAAACUGAUGAGUGCCCUGCUGAAUGGCAUCCAUGACAGAAGCACUGUAGUACAGAAACAAUUUGCCUUUGCUUUGGGACACCUAGUCAGGACAGCAAAAGACAGUAGUGUAGAGAAACUACUACUGAAGCUCAACAGCUGGUACUUGGAGAAAGAAGAGCCGGUGUACAAGUCAUCAUGUGCGUUGACUGUGCAUGCCAUCAGCCACUAUAGUCCUGAUGUGCUCAAGGCCCAUGCAGGAGUGGCUCUGCCACUGGCUUUCCUAGGUAUGCAUCAGGCGCCAGGUCCUGAUGAGGAGAAAGGAGAGAGCCAUGACGCCACGCUGUGGGCGGAGGUGUGGCAGGACAAUGUCCCAGGAAGCUUUGGAGGCAUCCGACUCUACAUGACAGAGCUGAUCGCUAUCACCCAGAAGGCACUGCAGUCCCAGUCCUGGAAGAUGAAAGCUCAGGGUGCAGCUGCCAUGGCGACUGUUGCCAAGGAACAGACAGGCUCAUUGGUUGCGCCACACCUUGGCAUGGUGCUAACAGCUUUAAUGCAGGGACUGUCUGGACGAACAUGGGCUGGCAAGGAGGAGCUAUUGAAAGCUAUUGCAUCAGUAGUGUCCAAGUGCAGUGCGGAGCUGCAGAAGCCUUGCGCAGGCCAACCCACCAUCUCUGAGGUGCUGGAGGUUGUGUUGAAGGAAUGUCGUAAGGAAAGUCUGGUGUACAAAAUGGCUGCUCUGCGCUGCGCUGGAGACGUGCUUCACAGCAGCAACGAGGACCGCUUCAGCGACGUGGCUGAGAUCCUUGUCCCUCUGAUCAAGAAGAGCUGCCCAGAGAGUGGCGGUGCAUCACCGAGGUCGCUGGAUGAUGAUGAUGAUAGAGAUGUGAAGGAGAAAGAGCUGCAGACAGAAGCUCUGCUCUGUGCUUUCGAGACUCUUGGAAAGACUUGGCCCAGGAACCCGGAGACUCAGGCUCGUUUCCAGGAGGAGGUGUGCAGUCUAAUGUGUGAGAAGCUCAAGCUAAGCACCUGGAAAGUCCAGCUUGCUGUCCUACAGUCCAUGAAGGCAUACUUCCAGGGGUUAUUGCUGCUAGAGAAAGGCAGUGAAGACUUCAAAGCAUUAUCGCAGAUCCUGACAGAGACCUGUGCUUCUCUAACUUACCCUUUAGAAAACAAAAGUUAUUCCUCUGUGAGGACAGAGGCUUUGUCAGUGGUGGAUCUGAUCGUAAAGAGAACUGGAGAGAGCGAGCAGUGGGACUGUGUGUCUGUGAAGAGCCGGCAGCAGUUGCAGCGCUCCCUGUCAACGCUGCAGUCGGACAGCAGACCCGACCUGAAGGACAAAGCCCAGGAGCUGCGUCGACACAUCCAGAGCCAACCCUGACGCACACACAUACACGCAGCUCACGGAGCCAGCCAGACGACACAUACGUCACGAUAGAGCAUCAGCUUCUUUUUACUUCCUUAUCAGCAAAACAAAACACGUGGCACACUCCUCUGUCUGACCUUUUUCAUGCAGUAAUUUUCUUUUAAACUGAUUUACAAAUACUUGCAUUACUUAUCCAUAUUACCUGUGAGCUUUGAAGCUGGCUUUGUGGAAGAGACUGCUCCAGUCAAGCCAACACACUGAUUCACAUUUGUGGCUGUCGAAGCUUGACUUUAAAGCUUGAAGAAACUACAAUAACAACUGCCGAGUCUGAACUCCCAGUAACUGUUGUUAAGGGCAAGGCUAUUAUUGUAACGUGUCAAGUUUUAUUUGGUUCAUUUAAAUGGACAGUAAGAUAAUAAUGAUAAAUGCUAUAUAAACCAAUGUGUUGGGUUUGUGGACGCUGUAUACCUAUAGCCCCAAAAUGGGGACUUUACUACUGCUGUGGGUUUGCCUACUCAUUAAAUGUCAGAGCAACAAGUUGUAUAUCUUAGCUAACGCAGACUAGUCAGCUAUCGUACAAAGUUGCACCUUUCAGAGGGUGUGGACUCUUCCUCGCUCUUUUACCGCUGCUGCUGUGUAGUGGUGAAAGGACUGAGGCUUUGUUUCUACUCUUUGCAAGGUAAAUGAGCAAGACAACAGCCAAUUUUGACAAGUCUUGAGAAUAAAUAAAUAAUCCUGCUGUUCAGUUGAAAGUGAUGUAUUGUUUGAAUUUGUCCCCGAUAAAAUAAAACUACAUUGACUAUUUGGA